This is a messenger RNA of Labrus mixtus (cuckoo wrasse), 3553 nucleotides long. RefSeq lists its product as uncharacterized. The record is from RefSeq and is a predicted model, not a curated record. The transcript has 3 exons. NCBI's taxonomy places the organism in Eukaryota, Metazoa, Chordata, Actinopteri, Labriformes, Labridae. Gene Ontology annotation, molecular function: nitrite reductase [NAD(P)H] activity; 2 iron, 2 sulfur cluster binding. The coding region runs from base 533 to 937 and encodes 134 amino acids.
GAAUUUAUUCACCAAAAAGGACUUAUCAAAAAAGGGUUUGAAACAGGAAGUGUUUGUCUGGCUCCUUGCUUAUUCAGGCUAAUGAUGUGUAGGCUGUAGAUGAGUCGAAUACAAAGCUCUUUGCUACGGUUUAAAAUAUAAAGUGUUGUAGCCUACAUGCUUGUUCUGGCAGCUGCUUGAUCGUGGGGAUUUUCUAUUUACAACAGCUGUAAAAACAUGUUUUGAACGGAAAACAGCAAAAGCUGUACCAGUCUCUGAGGCAUAUCUGCGCCGCUUAUUAUCUGUGAAAGUCUUUGUAGCUUAAAUUAAGUGGAGCUUUUAGCCCGCUGCACGGCGUGUCUGUGCCCCAGCUGGCAGGAUGCAUCUCGGUCGGAGGAGGCAGCUCGGUCGGCAGGGCUGACCGUCGUAACUCGGCCUGCUGUUAAAUAUGGAAUAUUUUCACAGUGAGAAGUGCCAAAUCCAUUUUCACCGGCGGAAAAAAGCAGCCCUGUAGCAGCGCAAAUUAGAAAACCAGCUCAUAUCGCCGGUCCUUAUGGCUUCUGGCUCCGGAGACGAAGAGGGAACCACGGACGAGGCUGCAUGGAGACUCAUAGGCCCGACCUCGGUGCUUUCCAAGCAGCGCUGCCGGCUAAUGUACUCCUCCCUCGGCUACGGCUCAGAUGUCUGCCUCUUCUACGUGAGGGGGGAGUUCUUCGCUAUGGAUGCUCGCUGUUCCCAUUCCGGCGGACCUCUGUGUGAGGGGGACAUUGAGGAGGCUGAUGGUGUCCUGCAGGUCUUCUGUCCCUGGCACGAUUAUGACUUUGACCUCAGAACAGGGAAGUCUGGGACCUCCUUACAGCAACAAGUGUAUGAAGUCAAGCUUGAGGACGGGAACGUGUAUGUGAAACACGCCAGUCGUCUUUCCUUACAGCCUUUUCCUGCGGACAAGAAGAGCUGAAUAACCUCAGUGGGAAUGAUUCAUCCUUCAGCCAAUUUUAAAACUACGGUAACAAACCCACUCCGGCUAUUUUUGAGACUUGUUCCACAAACCUAAGCCAUCUGAAACAUUUCAAAGCCUUAUCAGCCAUUUUCACAGACUGUUGCUCCUUUGAGUGCUGUGAACUUAGGACGAUAUCAAGAGGAUUGUCCGGAGAAGACAUGACAUCAUGAAAUUGUUUCUGAGUUUUUCUCGCUGGCUUCCCAGAUAGAGACUUCAUCACACACAGUGAACAUGGAGAGAUGUAAGCUCACUGCUUAAAUUCAGAGCAAACAGAGUUGAAAAUAUGAAACAAAACACUAUAUUUUUUUAACUUUCUGCUGAUAUUAUAGAACUAACCAAAACAUUUUAUUUAUUUGCUAAAGGAUCUUGAAGAAAAUUGCAUAGUUAUCUCUGGUGGAAAUUACAUAAAGUGACAAUCAAAGUACAUAUAAGUUCACACUUUAUAUUCAAGCAGUCAUAUCUGCGCUUGUCAUUACAUCUUUUUUAAAAAGCUGCCCGUAGUUAACCUCAAUACUUUUCUUGACUUUGUAUCAUUAUUCUCAGAAUCUAUUCCUUUCCAUUCUAAUUUCACUUGUAUGCAUCUGCAAACAAAUCAUGUUUUUGUGAGGCGUAGAGGUAGAGGAGUCAUUACAAUAUAUGCAAUAACGCACUGCUUAUCUUUAACAUGCAUAAAGCAAAUGGUGCCGAUCAGGAGUAACAAAACUGAGCUAUUUUGACUCAACAUGUUUUUUUACUCAUCAUUUGUGGUCUGUUUGGAAACUUGAGGUAAACACUUUCAACAUUGGAUUGGAAUAUUCAAUUAGCCUUUUCAUUUAUAAAAAAAACAUCCCCUUAUUACAGUAAAAGAUUUAUUAUUGGAGAAGUGUGAUGAAGGCUUCGCUCAGCAGCUAAUAUCUAAUUAAACUAAAAUGAUCUCAUGCUCAUUAAUAACCCGUCCUGGUCUUCAAUAAAGCCUCAAACCAAACAACUCACAGCCAUCCUUGUUGAGUUACAACCUUUGGAAACCUCUGGGGCAAUUAUUCCAGUGAUGUCACGCACCAGAAAAGCCCUUUCUGUAUUUCUAAAAUGUUUUUAAACCUUAAUACAGUUCCAGCAAGUAGAACACACAUGAAGGGCACGGCAAUUACCACUGGUAGCAGUCCCGGCAUAAAGACGUCUCCAUCAGCGUUUCUCACCAUCCCUGGCCUGUGCUCAGCCAGGUUUGUCUGUUACUGACGCAAUGGGACCCAAAAGACACGGUUAGUGAGGCGCCGGAGGAGGGUUCACGACCUGAAAUGCACCAUUGACUGAGGAAAAAUGUGUUUUUCCACUUUUAUGUGUGUGUGUGUGUGUGUGUGUGUGUGUGUGUGUGUGUGUGUGUGUGUGUGUGUGUGUGUGUGUGUGUGUGUGUGUGUGUGUGUGUGUGCAAUGAUGCAUGUAUGUUUUCUUUAUUCCUUAGUGGUAAGGGCAGUCACUCUGUAUAUUUUCUGUCAGCUCCACUGCUGGCAGAGGCACAGAGCCUGGUCUUGAAGGUGUCAGUGACAGUGUGGCUCAGCACUCUCAUUUUGCUCUCUGCUGUGCCCCCUGUUGAGCAACUUUAUUACAAUAAUAAUUCCAAUGGCUAAAAAAAUGUCUGUGAUGUGCACAGGAGGGCUUGCUGUGUGCAUUAUAACUCAUCACCUGGAGGGUAAUGGUGAUACACAUUGUAAAUGCUCUAUUUUGUUUGGGUUAAAAAGUCAAUGCAACCAUUCUUCAGAAUUCUGCACAGUUGUUGUUGUUUUUUUUCAUUUUAAAUAUCAACAAAACAUUCAGCAUAAAUGUGAGUCUUUGCCAUGUGUUUCCUUAAAUGUAUUUAAUACGCUCAUUUAAUUGGCUUGCAUUGAGUUAUUAGUUUGUUGUUUGUAUUUUUAUUUUCUGAACAUCUGUUUUGUGUGCCUUUAUUGGAGAGACAGGACAGUGGACAGAGUCAGAAAUCAGGUCGAGAAAGAGUGGGGCACCUCAGCCGCCUGCUUCGAGGACUGCAGCCUCUGUACAUGAGGCGUGCAAACUAACCAGCUUCUGGCACCCUGUUGUUUGUUUUCUUUUCAUUUUCUUCUCUUUUUGUACAUACUUUAAUAAUCCCAGAGGGGACAUUCUGGUUUACACUCUGUUAUUGGGAGUCAUGCUUCUCACACACAAAGGCUCAAAUUACACAUGCACUAACCGGGCCUGUAAACAUGCAUUAGAGGAGAGAUGUCAGAGCGGGGCUGCUACACACUGCUACAUAGGGAGUUGCCAAAGCUGUUGGGGGUUCAGUACCUUGCUCAAGGACACCUCGGCAGUACUCAGGAAAGUUACCUGUCACCUCUCCAGCAACCAGACCAACUUCCAUAAUUUGAUCCGCAACAGGACUUGAACAGACUGAGCUACUGCCGCCCGCCCCCCCAUGUUAAAACCAUCUUAGACUUGCUUUACUGGCAAACCACACUUCAUGUAUCAGUUUGUUGUAAGCUGCCGUUGCUUAACUUUCUGAACACUUUUCAUUGUUGUGACUUUUGCAAAGCUGAACAUUUGCCUGCAUUGUUUCAGACACAAAAUAAAUAACUGUUUUUAUGA